Trichophyton rubrum CBS 118892 is the source of this 303-nucleotide messenger RNA. RefSeq lists its product as uncharacterized. The transcript has a single exon. Bases 1 to 303 code for a protein of 100 amino acids. The record is from RefSeq and is a predicted model, not a curated record. NCBI's taxonomy places the organism in Eukaryota, Fungi, Ascomycota, Eurotiomycetes, Onygenales, Arthrodermataceae.
AUGCGGGAAUAUCCUCUGCCUGUCAACCACCGGAUCAACAUACAGCCAAGGCUGAGAUGCAUUCAGGUGCUUCACUUGGCUGACCACAGCCUCUCACCAAUCGCUCAGAGAUGGCUGCGUAAGGCAUACAAGUCCGUAUCGCGAUGGGAUGGGCCAUGGCAAUGCCAUGGCAAUUGGCAGGGUAAUCAAGGUGAUGGCAAGUGCCGAAUCCUUAAAAGACACGGACAGAUUUCCGAAGGACAAGGAAAAACAAACAAAACAAAACAAAAUCACCGACAGCCAAAAAAAGAACAAAGGUGGUAA